ACUGCUGUUUGGUCCAUCAUGGCAGCUUCUGGCAAACAAGAAGUGUUCGUCAUAACAGGGGUAUCCACAGGUUUAGGCCUUGCCAUGGUAAAAUGGUACAUAUCCCAAGGCCAUAUAGUGUUAGGAUGUGCACGCUCAGCUCAAAAGAUAAAUCAGUUGAAUGACGAGUUUUGUAAAGGGGGCAAACAAAAUCAGUUCUCUGUCGUUGACAUUCUGAACGAGGCAGACGUGAAACGAUGGUCACAAGACGUUACUUCUGGCUUUGGAGCGCCGACUUUUCUCCUCAAUAAUGCAUCUCUAAUCAAUAAUAAUGCGUGUUUGUGGCAGAUUUCUGGAGAAGAGUUCAACAGUGUGAUCGAUGUCAACAUCAAGGGUACUACGAAUGUUAUUCGCCAUUUUGUUCCCGAAAUGAUAAAAGUGGGAAAAGGUGUGGUCGUUAAUUUUAGUUCUGGCUGGGGUAGGAGUGUGGCGGCGUAUGAAGCUCCAUAUUGUGCUUCCAAGUGGGCCAUUGAGGGGCUUUCUAAAGCAAUGGCGCUUGAGUUACCAGCACCGCUGACAUGUGUUCCCUUGAACCCAGGAGUCAUCAAUACACCUAUGUUAGAGACAACCUUUGGAAAACAAGGUGCAGCACUGUAUAGGACACCUGAAGAAUGGGCCCAAGAUGCUUGUCCAUUCAUUUUGUCCAUUGACCACUCUCAGAAUGGAAUGAGCCUCACAGCUCCAUAGUAUUCAAACAGAGAUGAACAUGUUGACCAGCAUUAACGAAGCAUACACUAUUGAGUUGGUAGAAGUGAAGAACAGUUUCCUCAAGAUAUUGUUGGCCAACAUGCAUGUGGGAGGUUGCUAAGCACUCAAGAAGUUAGAGUCCUUCUUAGCUAAACUCGGCUGUUGCCUUGAACGACCUUGAGUGACUCUUACGCUUUCGUGCUUAGCCACUCCCUACAUACAUCUAUAACUCAGUAGUGUAUCCUGUGGUGUUUAACAUUUGUUUACAACAGACACUGAACUGUUCAAUGGGAGCGUGUGCUUUACAUGAUUUAUGUUAAAAAUAAAUUUGGAUCUGAGAUUGGAUUGACAGAUUUGAAGACAGAAGGGAUAUAGAUUGUGAAUGAGGGGCAGAGAAUAUGUGUAUCUAAGAAAUAAAGUGUAGGGUGGAUAAGUUCCUAAAUUAAGCUUGGAUGAAGAACUCUUCCUGUCUAAAUGUUCAGAUCAUAGCUUGUAACCAAAGUCUGCAUCACUGCUUUUUUUAUAUUCUUUGUCUUUACCUAAUCACAUUUUAGCAUUUACUGUUUUAUUUUUUGAAUACUUAAAACUUUUAAAGUUUGAGUUGGUUGUUGAAAUCAUUAAAAAACUUUAAGCAUA
Stylophora pistillata is the source of this 1362-nucleotide messenger RNA. RefSeq lists its product as uncharacterized. The record is from RefSeq and is a predicted model, not a curated record. Gene Ontology annotation, cellular component: cytosol. Gene Ontology annotation, molecular function: oxidoreductase activity, acting on the CH-OH group of donors, NAD or NADP as acceptor. Lineage: Eukaryota; Metazoa; Cnidaria; Anthozoa; Scleractinia; Pocilloporidae.